Molecule: messenger RNA, 1706 nt
Organism: Scleropages formosus (Asian bonytongue)
Lineage: Eukaryota; Metazoa; Chordata; Actinopteri; Osteoglossiformes; Osteoglossidae
Gene: rnf4
Product: ring finger protein 4
Exons: 8
Coding region: 426-977 (183 amino acids)
Biological process (GO): positive regulation of transcription by RNA polymerase II
Molecular function (GO): zinc ion binding; transcription factor binding
Source: RefSeq, a predicted model, not a curated record
UUCGUAGGCAGUGAAAGUAAAACCUAGAAAUAUGACGUAAACGUAUUAAUCACAUUUGUAAACGUACUUUGCUUGGAUUACAGCGUUCCAUGAUUUGAAUAUCUGUUUAUCGACUUAGCUGUGUGUGUGUGUGUGUCUUCCAGUGCCGGAGAAGGAAAAACGUAGAUAUUUAGUGCUGCAUUAAUGUAGUGACACAGUGUCGCCGCUCUUAUUUUGAAAAGCCGGCUGUGGCGGAAGUACAGUCAGGAACGCGGCCCGGUUUCCUGUGCUCCGCGCGACGGACGGGAAGCGGCGAGUAUCUUCUAACUCCCGAGUGAGGUUGUCGUAGGAAAAUCUCUCACAUGAGUCCACAGGAAUCGGGGUUGUAGACUUUUUGUCACGCUCCACAUCUGUGUGCGUGACUCAGUUCUCGGCCUCCGGACAACAUGAGCACAGUCCCAAGAAAGAGGCGUACUGGAAACACUUCCACCUUAAGGCGCCUCACCAAAAGGAGAAGAGGCACCACCACACCGUCCCAGGCUGCUGCUGCUGCUGCUGAGCCCAGUGGGCUUCAAGAGAACAACAGACGUGAGUGUGAGGAUGUUGUGGAUCUGACCUGUGAGGCUGCAGAACCUCCUGUGGUAGACCUGACCAACAAUGACUCUGUAGUGGUUGUUGAUGAAAUCCGUGGAGCAGGCAGUGAGAGCUACGUGCUGAGCAGCGAUGAAGAGGAAGAAGCGACUCUCCGCAGCAGAGCAGUGUUCCUCUCUGCCCUGGAAGCGAACAGCACAGCCAGGUCCACCCCAGGAACCAUCAGUUGCCCCAUUUGCCUGGACAGCUAUGGGGAGAUCGUCGACAGUGGGAGGCUGGUGGUCUCCACCAAGUGCGGCCACCUUUUCUGCAGCCAGUGCCUGCGGGACUCCUUGUCUGAGAGUCACACCUGCCCCACCUGCCGGAAGAGGCUGACGCAUAAGCAGUACCACCCCAUAUACAUCUGAACUGCAGCUUCACCGGCAGCCCAGGGAAGGAUGCUGCCUCGCAGUGCACAAAGGAAUACCACAGCCAUGGUCUCCGUAGUCUCUGCUCUCAUCUUCUCCCUGGAGACGUGAUCUCUCUGAGUGGCCAGCGCCUCUCGGACCGUGUCCCAAAGGGUCAUCUGCCCCCCCCCAGGAGCCAUAACCUCCCUCCAAUUUUCCCACUACGAUUUGGCCUCUGCAGUGCGUUAACUACGUGCCGCGUCUAGUCACGCUGAAUAUUUCUCUCAACACAUUGUACACAGGUUGUUUAGGUUUGUCACCAGAACCUGUCAGUUUGUCCCCACUGCUCAGGAAGACACGCUGGAGGCUGCCGAUUGAGGAUUGUACUGAAGCUGAGUCCCGGUGGCGUGUGGCACGGCAUCCUCUGGUGGGUGGGCUGCGCUGCGCUGCUGGCAUGAUAGACUUAGCAUUGUAAAUAAGUGUGUUCAUUUUGUACAUAAUGGUUAAGACUAAUUUAAGUACCAAGAAUUGUGUAAAAAAAAUUUUUUUUUUUUUUUUUUUUUUUUGUUUUCAGUCCAAGGGGUUUGUUGUGAGUGAAUUCAUAAUAUGUCUGAGCAUCUUUCGUGCCUCAGAGGAACACAAUAUGCAAUGGACAUUCAGUCUUCAUUUAAUGACACACUACUUCUGAUCCCCUUGGACUCAUCUGUCGGUUUGUUGGAUGUCUGAUCAUAAAUCCUGCCUUUGGCUACA